Molecule: messenger RNA, 2241 nt
Organism: Trypanosoma brucei brucei TREU927
Lineage: Eukaryota; Euglenozoa; Kinetoplastea; Trypanosomatida; Trypanosomatidae
Exons: 1
Coding region: 1-2241 (746 amino acids)
Source: RefSeq, a predicted model, not a curated record
AUGUCUCACAGCCAGAACAGCACCUCUCAAGGCAGCACUCUUCCUGGUGAUUCCCUUUGUGGUGAAGAGGGUUUUGCUCAUUAUGGCCAUGACGACGGUGCAACGGUCCCGCUAGGAGCGGGCGGUGGCUGCAGCGUUAGUGAUUCAUCUUCAGCGCACCCUCCGCAUCGGGGUAUUUAUCUCAAACCGAAUGUUUUCAUGAUUAACGGCACUGCGGGGCAUCUAAUGGAUUUGUAUUACUUGUCCAACUCAAACGCCACCCACGGGUUUGGUGACUCGACAUGCGUAAGGACGGCAUCCCCACCGUUUUGGUGGGGUUAUAAGCCUCCAAACUCUCCGACAGUUUUGGUGUCCUUCAAGUACUCCAUCUGGACAGCCGUAGAAAAACAAAUCUACGAUAUCGUAGCCUCCGAAGAAUUCACAGAUGCUGAAGUUGUCGCUAAUGUUGAAGCUUUAGGUUGCUCCCAUGGGGAGAAGUGUUGGCUCCAGAAAGCCGCUGGGGCUUUAGCAACGAACCUUCGGGAGAAUCGCCUUUUGGCUGGUCAGUUCGCUGCCGAGUUCCUUUCUCCCGAUGUGUAUUUGGGCAGGGGUGACAUUACAUGUUUCCUUAAUGGCGGUGGUGAGUGGGAAGGGCGCAACAUUCCGGUGCUGCAACCGGGUAUGGAAACGGCGUUGCGUGCAAUGCGGCCGGGCGAUGAGUUUGGUUUUAUUAUUCGUGGACGCCGGUUGGGGUUUCAAGGAGGCUCAUACCCCUCUAUGUAUAGCACUGGUGGGGCCGGCACUUACAACUAUAAUCGGUGCACGUCCUUUCCGCAGUGUUACUUCAUUCACAUUAGCCUUAACAAAGCCGUCCCGCGAGAAACGACGAGUAUGCUCCCUCUCCAGCGGUAUGUUUUAGAUGUUCCAUUUUGCACGGAUAAUGUUGGAAGAGCCUGCUGCACAGCGCCACAAUUAGAAGGUUGCAGUGGUACCGUGUUUUCUGCAGGCCUUGAGAGUGGGACAUUUUCACAUUUCUACAGUUUUUUUCACGGGUCACUUAGUUUUUUGGGUCCCCGCGGUAUUGUUUCCAAAGAGGGCGGCCAAGGCGUUAGCCGAAAAUGGGAUUCGGCAGAAUAUCAAGCUGCGCGCCGAGCCUUUUGCAUGGCAAUGACGACGGCGUUGGAGGGUUGUCUGGAGGGCCGUUUAGUGGGUGGGAUGUGCGGUGGUGGUGUGGAGGAGCGACCAACUCAUGAGGAUGCGUUGUCAUUUCUUCAUGAGUGCUUCUUCACCAAACCACGUGGCGAUGCAACAGUGUCUUUCAGUGUCGCGCGUAUAGGACCGUUAGCAGAUCGGGAGUUAUCCUCAGAACGGUUGGACAACGUGAAGCUUGGGACUUUGGUCACUCCGCUUUGGUUAGACAUGUCGCUGCAAAGUAUGGCGGCGGGUGAGCGCGACUUAAUCAACUCAUGGUUUGAAUCAGACAACGAUCCACUGUUUCACCUCUAUUUUGUGGGUUGCCACCGUGCGGCCAUGGUCGUGCAAUUUUGGGAGUCUGAAAGGGAACGGCGAUCGGGUUGUAUAGAGGCUCUUGCGGAGGACCAGUUGCAGCAAAGCUCAGUAGGUGCUAACAAUGCUCCACCAAAGCCAAUUCUUGAUGGGAAUGUCACAACGAAACAUGAUCUCAGCUGCCGCAUUACCCUUCAUAGUUUCACCAACAGGUAUACCGUAGAUGAUUUCUUUUUUGUGAACCCCCUCUCGUCCCUGCAGACGGUGAGGGGCUUACUUGACGAAAUCUCCGGGUUGUGCCCACUAGUCAAAUCCUGCGAGGGGCUAGAAUCUCUGGCACACGCGGUAGAUAGUGAGAUCAGUAGUUGUAGCAGCGACAGCAGUGAAAGGCAGGUUGAAGGGGCUGUGCCACUAGAAUUCAACCAACCGACUCCAACACAAUCGGCACCGAAGGUUAUAAAUAUCCAUCCAGCGCCGUUUGGUAGCGUCCCUCCCAAUCGUGAUGCCUUUCGUAGUGUUGUUAAGGCUAUACACAAAGUAUGUUUUACAAUACUGCUGCUGACAUUUUAUGUCGAUGUGGAUAAUAUGCUUGCGAAGGGUGUUGCACCAUCGCUGCUGAAGGAACGUGAAAAUGUGCUCCCCGACUGUUUUAAACUUCUAGGUUGCUUGUAUGCAAAGUUGAAGAGGAAGUUCAACAUCCACUUCUGUGAGGAUGCCUUCUGUGCGGCUUCCUUGCUGGUGCAGAAUGAUGACUGA